AAGUUGAAACGGCGGCGGACGAAGCGCCAUGUUUAUUGAAAACGUAACGUUAUCGGAAAAGAAAGCUGGCUGUGUUGUUUUUUAUAAAUUAGUUUAGCGAAAGUGCGAUGGUAUUUACUUCAGUUUGAUAUUUCUGUUUCUAAUAAGAAGUGUGAGUUGUACUAUUGUAGUUUCUUCUAUAUACUAUUGCUGAAAAAAUGGCAGGGCCGCCUGAAAACCAGAGGUCUUUUCGACUUUUUGUGACCCAUGUAGACGGUGACUCUCAUUUUCUGAAAAUUAGUGGUCAAGUAGAUCAACAGGCUUCGUUGAUGAUAGAGAGCCUGUUUGAAAGUUCCCGAGAUAAUCUAGAAAAAGGCAUCGGAGCGGUGCCACCGGCAGCUAUUCAUGAAGGUGUCAUUUGUGCCGCCAAAUACAAAGAUGGUAUUUAUUACCGAGCUAAAGUUGUGAGCACAAAUAAUUUAUCUACCGGUUUGGUUGGAGUCCACUUUAUUGACUAUGGGAACAAAGACAUUAUUUCAUUGAGCGCUAUACGAUUCCUCGACAACUACGACCCGCUAUUCUUACAACUACGUGGUCAAGCGUCUGACUAUUACCUAUCUGGGGUAAUGAAUCCGUCUGGAAGAUGGGAAGAACCACUUUUACUAAAACUGCAAAGCUUAGUGUGCUAUUCUGAUUAUAUUGCGACUAUUGAAGCUCAAACUCGGACAAUACCUAUAAUAUCUGUACAAUUUAAAGGCACGGAUCUAUCGACACAUCUUGUGUCGAUUCGUUUUGGUGUAGCUUUACCUCUAGCAAAGCAAGAAGUCUUACUACUUCAAUUAUCUGGUGAUAAUCAUCAACCAUCAAAUUGGCAGCCUAGUGUUUCAAAUGAAGCUGCAAAUUUCCCCGAACACAUCCCAUUUUUAAUGAAUCAAAAUUUCCCGGCUAAUCCAGCAUCCACUAUGCGCAUUCAGCAAAAUGCAUCAUUACCAUUUAAUGGAAGUAUACAGAUGGCACCAUCUUUGAUUGGACAACGAUUACUCAACAAAGCUUCUAGAAACCCAGGGAAUUUAAAGGCCCCAGUACGCCAGCCACAGCAUGCCCCUACUAAUAGCAUCAACCUUUCAACCCCUCCACCAGCUCUAAUGAUAGCUCCUAAACCUGGUUCUCCCAAAAAGUCGUCCACUUAUAAGAGCAGAUUAUUGGAAGUGAACUCUCAACAUAAAGUUUUUGUGUCAUUUGCUGAAGAAGGACCAGAAUUAUUUGCAGUGCAGCUUGUUAGUGAUGCGAAGAAACUGCAGGAUAUGAUGGAUGACAUUAAUAAGAGGCCACAUAGCAGUCUUACUGAACCACCUAUGAUAGGCACAGUCUGCCUGGGCAGAAUGUCAGGUGACCGUAUUAUAUGCAGGGCUAUUGUUAUGAAUCUCUCUGGAUCUCAAUGCAAGUUAUUCUUUGUUGACUUUGGGGACACAGAAAUGGUAUCAUACUAUGAUAUCUUUGAUAUACCUGAUGAGUUUGUGAAGCCUAAUGUGUUCGCUAUGAGAUUCUGUUUAUCAGGUGUAAAGAAAUUGGAAAAGGGGCUUCAUUUGAAUGAGACUUUCAAACAACUAGUUAACGGAAAAGUGAUGACCCUGAAGGUAGUGGCACCUGAAGGGCCACCAUUGAUUCAGUAUGGAGAACUUUACUUAGACAAUAAGAAUGUGCUUGAAUUGUUGAUGGCUAAUAUGAAGGACAAGCUGCAGUUUAAAAGGAUUGACAUACUUCCUUUGGGAUCGAGGCGCUCUGUUCUUGUGUCUUAUGUAGAUAGCUGUAUCAAGUUCUUUGUGCAGUUGUCAGAUAACAUAGAUGAGUUGAAUGCUGUGAUGGAAGCUGUAAGAGCUCACUGUGAGAACAGCUCUUCUCCUGGAGAGUUGCCAGUGGGAGCAGCAUGCUGUGCACGAUUUCCUGAUGAUAACAACUGGUACAGAGCAACUGUUAGAGACACUAAGAAGAACAAAAUUGUUGUUAUGUAUGUUGACUAUGGUAAUGAACAAGAGGUUGAAGUAUCAGAUUUGAGGACCAUUACUCCUGAUUUGAUAAGAUUUCCAGCUCAGGCUAUGAUGUGUGCUCUGAAGGGUUAUGAGAACAAACCAGUAGAAACUAAGACAUCAAACCAAUUGGAGAUGCUAGCUUUGGAGAAGACACUGACUGCUCACAUAGUGGGCAUGCUGUCUACUACAAUGGUAGUGUCGCUGAUUGAUGAGACUGUAACCCCACCUCUGGAUGUAGCCCGAAAGAUGACACAACUAUCUCAACCCAGAAGCUCUCAUGAGGCCAAAGCAACAACCCCAAUAAGGAAAGACGCUCCAGAAACCUUCAGUUCUCCGGACAGUGCAUCUGAUGAUGGCAAAAAGAAAGGCUUCCGACGAGAAAAGAGCUUCAAGGAAGAAUGGAGACCACCAAAAGAGGGCAAUGAAGAAUUCCAGCAAAGAGGCGGCAGUUUUCGAAACAGGUGA
Molecule: messenger RNA, 2474 nt
Organism: Spodoptera littoralis (African cotton leafworm)
Lineage: Eukaryota; Metazoa; Arthropoda; Insecta; Lepidoptera; Noctuidae
Source: the annotation of a GenBank genome assembly